Ilex paraguariensis (yerba mate) is the source of this 2136-nucleotide messenger RNA. Lineage: Eukaryota; Viridiplantae; Streptophyta; Magnoliopsida; Aquifoliales; Aquifoliaceae. The record is from the annotation of a GenBank genome assembly.
AUGGGCUUCACUCUUCCUAAUCUCAGUUACUUUGGCAUUUCGGGAAAUCGAUUCACUGGUACCAUUCCUUUUUCAGUGUCCAAUAUGUCAAAUCUGGCAUUUCUUUUCAUUGAUGGAAACAAACUCAUUGGAAAAGUGCCUACGUUUGAAAAUUUACAUGACCUUCGUCAUAUAGACAUCUCUGGUAAUAGCUUGGGAAGUGGAAAUGCCAAUGACCUCAGUUUCAUCUCAUCUUUGAGGAAUGCAAGUGGUUUACAAGAACUGGGUCUGAGUAAUAACAAUUUUGGAGGGGUAUUGCCUGACUCUUUUGGAAACCUUUCAACUAAGCUUGUAGGACUGUCAGUAGGAAACAAUCAACUCUUUGGGAGCAUUCCAAAUUGGCUUUCGAUUUUUGCCAACUUCUCAUAUAUUGACAUGAGCAACAAUCAAUUCACAGGUAACAUUCCCCAUGAUAUUGCCAAGCUUGCAAAAAUUCAAAGAUUGGAUUUAUCCCUUAACCGAUUCUCAGGUGAAAUUCCUUCAUUCCUCGGAAAUUUAAGUAUAUUAACAGAACUCCGCCUGGACAACAACAAUUUUUAUGGUAGUAUCCCGUCUAGUUUGGGAAAAUGUCAAAUGUUGAAUGCUUUGAAUAUCUCUCGAAACAGCCUUAGUGGCAUAAUACCUCCACAAGUUUUUGGCAUCUCAUCCUUAGCAUUGUAUUUAGACUUGUCUCACAACCAAUUGACGGGUUCCCUUCCUAUGGAAAUUGGAAAUAUGAAAAAUCUUGGUGAAUUGAUUGUUGCCAAGAACAUGUUAUCUGGUGAGAUUCCGAGCACACUUGGUAGCUGUGUUAGAUUAGAAAAAAUUUACAUGGAAGGAAACUUCUUUCAAGGGAUCAUUCCUUCAUCUUUAAUUUCUUUGAGGGGUAUUCAAUUUCUAGAUGUUUCUUGCAAUAAUCUAUCCGGCCAAGUUCCAGAGUAUCUAGGGGACUUCGAUUUGCAGUAUUUCAAUUUUUCUUACAAUGAUUUCAAGGGCUCGUUGCCAACAAAAGGCAUCUUUAAGAAUGCUAGUGCAAUGUCUUGGAUUGGAAACCCUAAGGUUUGUGGGGGUACUCCUGAAUUACAGCUUCCUAGAUGCAACUUUGAACAAUCUAAGAAGAUUACCUCCACGUUGACCUUUAAAGUGAUAAUCUCUAUGGUUUCUGUGAUUUUGGGUUUAAGUUUGUUGUUGAGUUUUUUUGUACUUUAUUGGUAUAAAAAGAGCAAGACGGUGCUUUCUUCAUAUCCACAGAGAAAAUCCAAUUCAAAAGUGUCUUAUCAAAGUCUCCUCCAAGCUACAGAUGGGUUCUCUUCAACUAAUUUGAUCGGUAUGGGUGGCUUUGGGUCUGUUUAUAAAGGAAUUCUCGAUGAUGGAACAAUUAUCGCUGUGAAGGUUCUUAACCUUUCGCAUCGUGGAGCAACCAAGAGUUUCAAAGCUGAGUGUGAUGCCUUGAGGAACAUAAGACAUCGGAAUCUUGUCAAGGUGCUAACUGCUUGUGUAGGUGUGGAUCAUCAAGGAAAUAAUUUCAAGGCUUUGGUCUACGAGUUCAUGGCUAAUGGCAACUUGGAGGAGUGGCUGCAUCCAAAUCCAAAAGAAAAUCGAGAUGAUAUGGUGUUGAAGAAACUUAACCUUCUUCAAAGAUUAAACAUUGCUAUUGAUGUUGCUGGCGCACUGGAGUAUCUUCACCGUUAUUGCCAGACACCUUUAGUUCAUUGCGAUCUCAAGCCAAGUAAUGUUCUUCUGGACAGUGAAUUGGUUGCUCAUGUAUCUGACUUUGGAUUGGCAAGAUUCCUUCCAAUAGCCACCCAAAAAUCAUCCACAAAUCAAACAAGCUCUAUUGUCAUAAGAGGAUCAAUUGGUUACACUGCCCCAGAGUACGGGAUGGGAAGUGCAUUGUCGACUUAUGGUGAUGUGUACAGCUUUGGCAUGCUCUUGUUGGAAAUGUUCACAGGGAAAAAGCCUACAGAUGACAUAUUUAGAGAUGGUUUUAACCUUCAUAAUUUUGUUGAGGUGGCUUUGCCUGACCGAGUUGCUGAAAUCGUAGAUCCAAUACUUUUCCAGGAAAUUGAAGAGGCACAAAGCUUAAGUGGCAAAAAAAAAUCAAAGCUUGAUGAGUAG